GUCACCUGAGUUUUUUACAGUGUUUUUGGCAUUGAAAUAUGUUGUUUAAUAAUGUAUUUGAGGCAGAAACUAUUUUAAAAAUUAAAGUUUGUGUAUAUGGGUGACAUAGGAAGAUACAGCAAACAUGAGAGACAAGAAUUAAUUUUAGAUUGUGCUGUCAAAGAGUAACUAGACUUCUGAUCUUUUCAGUAGACCAGCUUUCUAUUAGAAUACGUGAUGUUUGCUGUUGCAAGUACAAAAUAAGUGGUGAUCAUUAUUCACAUAACUCAGUACCCUUCUCUUUAAGACAUCUCCAAUACAGUAGAUGAAUAUGUCCCAAUCAAAAUUGUACAUGUUAUUGACAGUACAAUUUUGUUUUAGUGCCUCACCAUAUUUAAUGAGUGGUUUAGACAGCAGCAGUAUCAUAGACAUGUAUGUUCAGCAUCUGUGAUGGAAAGCAGUUGGACAAGUUAUUUUUCUUGAGGGUAGUCUUAUAGGUUUUUUUAUAGGGUUUAAGUGAUACCUUUGGCAAAUGUUGGUAAAAAUAUUACUUGUUGAAGAUGCUCCCAUUGGCUCAUUAGUUAUAUACACAUCCCAUUAUGAUAUGAACCCUGUUUAUCCAGAAGUCCAUUAGAUGAUCCACUUCAGCCUCCUCCUUCAGCUGCCAGCUCUACUGAUGUCAGCCUUCAGCCAAUUUGAUUAAUUUUCCAUGAUAUCAAGAAACUGUUGAAAACACUGAAUACUCAAAGACAAUAGGCCUGAACAGCAUCCCCACUGUAGUGCCACAGAACUGUGCUGCAAAGCUAGCAGCACCCCACAUCGAACUAUUGUGAUUUAGUUCCAGCACUGUCAACUACUUGUUAAUGUGGAAAACUGUUCAGGUUCCCGAAGACCUCAUAGAAAGGUUGUUGUCAGAGUACCGCCACCGUCUCUACAUUCAGAGCUGCAAGCAAACAGGCAAUGGGCUGAUGCUUCUUCUGGACCAUCCUGCCCUUUUCACACAAGUCCUGGGCAACAUCCUUCUCUAUACAAGACCUCUGAAAGUUUUGUCAACAAAGAAGAAAUGUGUGAUUCUUAACUGUGCACCUUUACAGGGGAAUAAAGGACCUGAAUCACUUACAGUUAGUCACUUACGAGCUAUCUUAUUGGUGGACCACCUGGCCAUAGUGUUAAGGCAACAAGGCUGGGAUGUGCAUGUAACACCAAAUCUUCCUCUAAGAACCUCUGUCGGCAACUUUCUGAAAUUAUUGAGAGUCACUUGGCCAUGCACCCAACAAACCACAUCCAACGAGGAAACAGUUUCCAGCUACAAGGAGAUUCUGUCAGAGUCAAUUUAUACACAGCUCGGGAAGGAUAAGGCUUCUUCAAACCACGUGCAGCAUAUACUGCCAAAAGAUGCUUUGUUCAAGGUGCAUUUAAAACAGUUUGUGAAGGACAAAGAGCUAGAAGGUUAUGAUGCCAACUUGGAUAUGGCUUUGGUGAAGGAGGAAGCACUGAGACAGAUUGCAGAGCUUCAACACAUAGUCAAAGAGGAGAAUACUGAGGAGUGUCUGGUGAUCCAUGUGGUGGGCUGUGAAGAGGAAUUUCAGCAGCAGAAGAUUGACCUUCUUUGGCAAAUCCUGAACACCGGCCGAGAUCGAGUGACUCAGAAGCACCUUGUGUGUGGGUCAGUGAAAGUAAUUGGCGAAAACUCUCACAUCAAUGCUGUACAGUAUUUCCAGUUUCGAAGGUCUCAAAUGCAGGAUGCCUCUGUGAUGAAGUAUGGAAACCUGGUGCAAGGGGAUUUAUGGACUGAAAUAAUCAGCAGCAUGACUUCAGCCACCAUCAGGUUCGAGUUGUUAUCAACAGCACACCGCAGUCCACUGAAUUUGGACUUGACACAAGCAGUCAACAUUUCUACGAAAGGAACUAAGAGUGGAGCAUUUGUCAUGUACAACUGUGCAAGGCUUGCAACGUUAUUUGAUCACUUCAACAAGUCUGUUCAACAAGGCUUAUACCCAAAGUUCCCAGAAACAUCGCAGCUGAAUUUUUCUGCUCUUCAGGAAGAGGGGGAGUGGCUGUUACUGUACAAUUAUGUUAUUCCAUUCCAGGAUGUGCUUUGUCAGACUACACAAUCCCUGAGUUCAACUAAAGGAAUUCGUCUGACCAUCAACACCGAGGCAGUCUGCAAGUUUCUUGUAAACCUCAGCAUUGAUUUCAGCUCCUAUUACAACCGUGUGCAUAUACUUGGAGAACCGUUGGAACACUUGUUCAACCAGAUGUUUGCUCGCCUGCAGCUGAUGAAAGCAUUGAGAGAAGUGUUUCACACAGCGUUGGGCACACUGCACAUCACACCCCCAAGCCAGCUCUGAGAAUCCAGCAAUGUGUUCGGCACCUCACCAAGAUAUGGAAACAGAAAACUCGAUGGUCUUCACAUUCCACCAGCAGGUCAGCAAAGAUUAACACUGCCGAGACCUGCCAACAGCGAGCAGAGCAGCUUGACAGAUCAGCGGAACAUCACUGUUUUACCUCUUUGUAUAGUCAGGUGUGAAUGAGAUUUAAAACAUUGAAGUUUGGUGUUCAGACUUACUCUGUAUACCAGCAGACAGAACCUACCACCUCUCUGCACAUCAUCAUCUGUUCCAAGAGCAUGACUCGUCCGAAGCAGAUGCAGGUGUUAGUUGCAAAAUCAAUUACAUUCAGAGUUGCCAAGUUCCUUCUGGAAGAGAGCUUUCAUCUCAUUAUUGAAUGAAUUACAACACUGGCCACAAUGCCAUUUCACUACUGUAUGAUAUUUCUGGCCUCUACAUCCUGCUCUUGAUCUGAACGUAUUCCAUUUUCUGUGCCCCAGCUUUUAAAUAAAAAUAAACAUGAAUUUUAA
Molecule: messenger RNA, 2839 nt
Organism: Chiloscyllium plagiosum (whitespotted bambooshark)
Lineage: Eukaryota; Metazoa; Chordata; Chondrichthyes; Orectolobiformes; Hemiscylliidae
Source: RefSeq, a predicted model, not a curated record